CAACUCUCUCUCACCUCUCUCAACAAGUGAUGCACUGAUUCUCAACAGCCGAAAUCCAAGUGAUAAAAGAUGGCGGCGAUGGCUCAGCUUCGCUUCUCACCCCUUGCGGGUAGCUACGGCCGCCCUAGCGGUGGUCGAGAUUCUGCCCUGAUAUUCGCCGAUAAUACUUCUAUCUCGUUCCCAUUGUUGAAAUGCCGUGGAAAUUCGAUAGGGAGUCUUGAUCUACAGAGUAGAUUUCAUUUGCCAUGUGUUGGGGGUGGCGGAGAUAUAGGCGUUGGACGAGGUAGUGGUGGUGGAGGUGAAAACGGAGGGUGGAGCAGCGGUGGAGGGGAUUCGGAUGAAUCCAAGUCUCCUUCAUCGGGUAGUUUUGGACCGAUUGGGGCUUUCCUCAACGGAUGGAGAUCGAGGGUUGCUGCUGAUCCGCAGUUCCCUUUCAAAGUCCUCAUGGAAGAGUUGGUUGGUGUUAGUGCUUGCUGUUUAGGAGACAUGGCUUCGCGCCCGAAUUUCGGCCUCAAUGAGCUUGAUUUCGUGUUUUCGACUCUUGUUGUUGGUUCCAUCAUGAAUUUCGUGCUUAUGUAUCUCCUGGCCCCGACCAUGUCCUCGGCAAGCGUGUCCUUGCCUGGCAUUUUCGCCAGCUCUCCAACGAGCCACAUGUUUGAACCCGGGGCUUAUAGCUUGAUGAGUAGGCUGGGCACGUUCGUGUACAAAGGCACUCUGUUUGCAGGUGUUGGUUUCGCAGCUGGACUCCUAGGAACUGCUAUUUCGAACGGGCUGAUCAAGAUGAGGAAGAAGAUGGAUCCUACUUUCGAGACCCCAAACAAGGCUCCGCCAACUGUUCUGAACGCCAUCACUUGGGCUAUUCACAUGGGCGUCAGCAGCAAUCUCAGAUACCAGACGUUGAACGGGAUUGAGUUCUUGUUAGCUAAGGGAGUUCCGCCUGCUGUUUUCAAGACCUCGGUGGUCGGGUUGAGGUGCUUGAACAACAUCCUCGGAGGGAUGUCUUUUGUGGUCUUGGCCAGGUUGACGGGAUCGCAGAGUGUCGAUGGAGGGAAGGGAGACGAGAGUGAGAAGCUGGUGAGCGAGACUGAGUCGGACGAGUUCCUAGUUAGGGAAUCAGCCUCCAAAUGAUUGCCAGUGCGUAGAUGAAAUGGUUACUUGGGCUGUGCUAUUGAAUUAGUUCCCUUUCUUGUACAAUGGUUUGGUUUAGGAACUUUAAGUACUAAGAAAUAAAGUUAUGGUUUUGAUUGUUGUUUCUGUGUUAA
Molecule: messenger RNA, 1262 nt
Organism: Salvia splendens (bonfire salvia)
Lineage: Eukaryota; Viridiplantae; Streptophyta; Magnoliopsida; Lamiales; Lamiaceae
Product: protein RETICULATA-RELATED 3, chloroplastic
Exons: 2
Coding region: 70-1128 (352 amino acids)
Source: RefSeq, a predicted model, not a curated record